ACUCUCAGCAAUAUCAGAUGGCUCAGGCUAUAGCGCGUCUGACCGUAUGUUUGCUCCUCCUUUGCGCCGUGAUAGUUGCAGAGGCAGGACCUCCAAAGCAGAAGAAAGUGAGAUGCAAAGACAAAAAGUACACAAAUUGUUACAAGCUGGACAGGUAUUGCCCUACUUCCUGCCCUCGCACGUGUGUGGUGGAUUGUGGCACGUGCCAACCCGUCUGUACGCCGCCACCGCCACCACCUCCAUCCCCGCCGCCACCACCACCAAAACCGAAGAAGCAUUCACCUCCUCCUCCUCCUUCACACCGGCCGCCGCCGCCUCCUAAGACUUCUCCUCCUCCUCCGACUGUUACCACUCCUCCAAAUUCUUCUCCACCACCUCAUCCACUGCCUAAGUCUCCUCCUCCACCAUCUCCUCCGACUGUUACCACUCCCCCAUCUUCUCCGCCUCCUCCAUUUCCUAAGUCUCCUCCUCCGACUGCUAACACUCCCCCAUCUUCUCCGCCUCCUCCACCACCUCCUGCUUCGAGUUCGGGAGGAAAGAGAGUUAAAUGCAAGAACAAGAACUACCCUCACUGCUACGGUAUGGAGCAUAGUUGUCCUAGCGGCUGCCCCGAGCAAUGUGAGGUUGACUGCGUCACCUGCAGUCCCGUUUGCAACUGCAACCGACCUGGCGCUGUGUGCCAAGACCCGCGAUUCGUCGGCGGAGAUGGACUCACCUUCUACUUCCACGGCCAAAAAGACCGCGAUUUCUGCAUAGUUUCCGACUCUAACCUCCACAUCAAUGCCCACUUCAUUGGGAGAAGAAACGAAAACAUGAAGAGGGACUUCACUUGGGUACAGUCUCUAGGAAUCCUCUUUGACACUCACAAACUCUUCAUCGGCGCCAGAAAGACACCGACGUGGGAUGACUCCGUCGACCGCCUUUCCCUCGCGGUCAAUGGCGAACCGAUAUACCUCCUUGACGGCGAAGGCGCCAAGUGGGAGUCCAUAACAUCUCCAAGAAUCGCAAUCAAAAGGAUUCACGACACCAACUCUGUAGAAAUUGAAGUCGAAGGUAAUUUCAAGAUCAAAGCAACUGUGGUUCCUAUAACAGAGAAAGAUUCACGUGUUCAUAAUUACGGGAUCACGCAAGAGGAUUGCUUCGCACACCUUGACUUGAGCUUCAAGUUUUACACGUUGAGUGGCGGAGUUAAUGGUGUUCUGGGCCAGACUUAUGCGAGCAAGUAUGUGAGCAGGGUGAAGAUGGGUGUGCUGAUGCCUGUUUUGGGUGGUCAGAAAGAAUUCUCCUCGUCAAGUCUCUUUGCCAGGGAUUGUGCAGUAGCCCGAUUUACUGGUCGGUUUACAGAAGGCAAUUCUUUGGAGAAUUCAGAGUAUGGUAACCUGAAUUGCGCUAGUGGGAUGGACGGCCGUGGAGUAGUUUGUAAGAGAUGAUGAAAUUUCUUUCUGAGUAAAGAACUGUGGAAUUGGAGCUCUUUUAUUACAAAAUAUUCAAUAAGGCCAGGGUGAAGCAACAUAAUAUAUGUCUGGCCAUUUCAAUAUAUAAUGUA
Messenger RNA from Alnus glutinosa, 1546 nucleotides. RefSeq lists its product as uncharacterized. The transcript is spliced from 2 exons. The coding region runs from base 18 to 1430 and encodes 470 amino acids. NCBI's taxonomy places the organism in Eukaryota, Viridiplantae, Streptophyta, Magnoliopsida, Fagales, Betulaceae. The record is from RefSeq and is a predicted model, not a curated record.